AUAUAUGCUCACGGACAGAACAAGAUAUGAACUUAUAAGGGUUUUUUAUUCAUAUGCUACACAUAGACGUAUUUGUCAAAUGUACAGUGGGGUGUAGAAGUCCACUUAUAAAACUGCUGUUUUGCAUUUUUGUAAUUUAAUACAUUUUUUUCAUUACAAAUUAUAUUAACACUUAAUAUAAUCAGAGUGUUUAGUAUUUCAUGUGACUUCUUUAUUUAACUCCAUAACUUUCCUUUUUAAUGAUUCAAAAUGUUCUGUUUGCUUUCAGGUUUAAAUUAGAUUUCAAAUCCCAAAUUUUCAGUGUGGACCCACUGUGCAGUUAGAUGCAAUAUCUCACAUAAAUAUUUUAUUCAACCUCCCAGACAUGCACACAAAGUAUUUUUGUGCACUUAGCAUACCUGAUUUCCCUCUCAUCUUAUUGGAGCACUACAUGACCACACCCCUUAUGUUUAAUUAAUUAGUUUUCUGCACAAAAACCCCUGCCACUCUAGAGUUCUCCCACUGUGAGCACUCCAAAAAUUGGCAUACACAAACUCACAAACACACUCAUGUGUAAAAGAGAGUGACAGAAAGAGAAACACGUGAUCAGCACUAUGCUGGCAGUAUCAGGCCCUCAGCAGGGGCCCCAGCACAUGGCCUUCCUUCACACCUCUCUGAACACAACAAUGUCUAAUACUUCAAAAUUUGCUUUAAUUUUUAAUGUUUCAUGCUGUCAUCUUCAAAACUGUUACUUUAUAUGCAGAGGUUAAUUUGUUUCCAUUGUUUCUGGCUAUGUGAGAUUGGCCUAAAACACAGAAUAGCUGUGGUUGUUGUUAAAGUCAGAAAAUUUCAUCUGCUUUAAGAACAGAUUGUAAAGCUAUAUUCCUUCCAUACUGUGCAGAGAGAGGUAGAGAGGCAGACAGACAUCACCACAGGUCCUCCAUCUGUGAUAGCUGCUCUCUGGCGCUCCUCCAAUGAUAUCCGAUAAGUGUGUUCCUGGGAGAAGUUGGCUGUGUUCUAUGUAUUUCUCUUUUAUCUGCUCUACUGAGCCAUCAUCUCUCUAGUUUUCUGAUUAAGUAAUGUUGACGUCUCAUGUCUGGCCUUCAUAAUCCUGGUUUAUGUGAAGAAUACACUAGGGCGUGUAUAUAGUCUUAUAUUGUCAGUUAGAUUGGAAUGGUCCAUGGAAUGGAAGAGGAACUGAAGAUGAAGGAAGAGCAGGAAACCAAGGUGGAGCAGGCAGGGCAGGUGGCCCUGGCGGUACAGGCUGGGCAGCAAGGACUGAAACCCCCAGGGCGGAGCAGAAGACCACCACAACAGCGUAGAUGGGAUUGAAGACCCCCACGGUAGAACAGAAGACCAUAGCAGCAGAGUAUACAAGCUUAAAGAUCCCCGUGGUGGAGCAGAAGACCACAGCAGCAGAGAAGAUGGGCUUCAAGAUCCCCGCAGUGGAGCAGAAGACCACCACAGCUGAGAUGAUGGGACUGAAGACCACCAAGGCGGAGCAGACAAAAAACAGCGUAGACCACCACGGUGAAGCAGGCAGGGCUGAAGACCACCAAGGCGUAGUUGAGGACCACCAAAGUGAACUGGGAAACACCACGGUGGAGCAUGCGGAGCCGAUGACAACCACGGCAGAGCCGAAGACCUUCAGGGCAGAUCUGGUGGAACUGAAGACCACCAUAGCUGAUCAGGAAAAACUGAAACACAGAGCACAGAGAGGUUAGGAUUGGCCUCAGAGGCCAUGUCAAAACAGGCAGGGAGCAUCCUCGCUGGUCAUAAGUGAACCAGCAUGGUGUUCCAGGUUGGCCUUUGAGGUCAUUUCUGGGAGGAGAGGUAGGUCUGUGGUUGUGUCGGUGCAGACAGGCUGUUCAAGUCGACCUCUCUGGUCGUGUCGGGGCGGACAGGCAGUUCAGGAAUGACCUCCAUGGUCGUGUCUGGGCAAACAGAAGUCCAUGGGCGACCUCCGUGGUCACGUCAAGGCAGACAUGAAACUCGGGCAUGACCUCCGUGGUCAUACUAGGACAGACAGGAAAUUUAUGGAUGACCUCCGUGGCUCCAUCUAACAGAGCUGACAAAACAUCUUAACCAUGUGGAGCCAUUUUGUUUUUUUCUCAGUUGAAGCUGCCUUAUGCUGCCUUCACAUGCUAUCGGAAAUUUCCCCGAAAUGGGAUUGCGUUAAUGUGCAAUUUUUACCUAGGAAACUUGUAUUUACGAUAAUUCCGAGAGCACGUGAAGGCAGCAUAAAUAAACAUAACAAAAAUGCCAAGAUUUAUCCCACAACUACUGACAGAAAUAAUUACACAUGGAAGACGGAGUUGACAUGUUAAAGCUGAAACCGCACAGACAUUGUUUGUUUAAAAUAUAAAAAAUAUAUAUAUAAAACUUUCAGGACUAUGUGUCCUACUGUGGCAUCCACAAUGAGCGGGAAACAGGAAAGGGGUCCUCAGAGUUAAAGAUGCCAAUGACAUUGCCUGAUUUAUUCAGGAGUUGAUGCAAAGUGGACACACUAUUUUCAAAUAUAAUUCAAUAUUUACUUUUUGUAUUGUUUGAUAUGGAUCUCUGCCCUUCAAUAUAAAUGUACAUUUUUGAAUUUGUAAAUUUUAAAACACUAUGUUUGGCAGUUUUACAUUGUGAACUCAUGCUGAGGACAGGUUAAAUUGCAUUUAUUUUCCAAGUAUAGACCAUUUAUUUAAAAUAAUACUAAAGAAAUUGAAAAAUAUGAGCAAUUAAUGCCCUGGGUAUACAGAUUUCUUCAUUUUUAACAUAAAGAGGGAUUUUCUGUGUAGGACAUGUUUUGUCCCUUAUCUCCAGAAUCAGUGAAGAGUAAAAUAUGUUGAAGUCUGUCAAACCUUGUGCUGUCAAACCUCAGCUGUGUCACACCUACUGCAGAUCCUUCUAAUGAAUCCUGAUGUUAGAAACAAGCAGUUUGAAAACCUUGGUUUAAAACCUUUUUAAUCAUUUACCCUGAUAAUUUCAGAGUAAGUUGUUUUAUAAAUCUGUCACAAUGGAAAGCAGCUUUGCAAAGAGUCUGUUGAGGAACAUAGCAGAUAAAAACUAUUGUAUGUUGGGUUGACAGCCUGUAAAUUAUGUUGUCUUCAAGUGCAAGUGGGAAACUUGUACAUACAGGUCAGUCAUUCAUGAAACAAAAGAAUUAGCCUAUAUUGUGAACUAUAAACCCAAAUAACUGUAUCUGAAUUCAAGAUAAUGAAAAUUAUGGUAACAUUCUACUGACUAUAAGUAACUUUGCAACUACAUGCCAAGUUAUUUUACUAACCUUGAGGGGGUUGGUUCAAAAUGGUCCUGAAAUUUUUCUUCAGGAUUACUAGAAACUUACAUGCUGGUGUGUUGGAGAUCAAUAGGAGUUUGACCCUUCAGGAGCAGGAUUUUUAACAUAUAGAAAACAUUACACACUUCAACUUUAAAAUUCCAUUGUUGGAGUCAUCUACUGCAUUAUUUUUGUUUAUUAUCUUGCAAUGUGGAUAAUCACAAACAGCCAUAAAUCAGCAAAUUUAAAAAGGGACAUUUUUUAUUAUUUUUACUAUGUAAUUUUGUAAAUGUUUAUCAUUAUACUUUGGUUUAUGGUUAGAUUUUAAGAAAAAGUAAAACUAUUUAAAUAGCAUGAAGUUCUCAUCAUGAAAAGAUGUGAUAUGUGUAACUGAGGCAGAAACAACUGGCGCAUCAAAGUGACGGCCCAGAUGGUGUGUACACACCCAUCCACCCUGGCUUGCGCAUGAAACAGUGUGAAUUGCCUACUGAUGAGACCACCAAUGACUGGAGGAGAGGGUGGGCUGGACCGCUUUAAAUGUCAUGUCUGUGUUGCUACUUUUCAUGAUUGUUCGUGCUUUUUUUUUGUUGGUGUGAUCAUAUGCAAGUGGAAAGAUACAGCAUUUGAAAAUAGUUGUUUGAAUGAAUAUCAUGUAACAUUAUUCUUUUUUUUUUUUCUUUUUUUUUAGGGAAAGCGGGUAUGAAGGGAACGGAGGCUUUGUCACAUCACAGGGAUGUUCCAGAAACUUCCAGCCACUGUCUGCCCUGCCAGGAAGGCUGUGAUUUCUGCAAGGACAACACGCCCUGCGUGGCCCGGGGUGACGGCGCCCUGCGUAUGGCGGUCCUUUCUUUCCAGGGCUUGUGCAUGCUGGUGGAUUUCAUCAGUAUGGUGCUGCUCUACCAUUUCCGCAGGAACAAGAGUAUCAGAGCGUCAGGACUCAUCCUGCUAGAGGCCAUCAUGUUUGGAGCGCUCCUCCUGUACUUUCCGGUGGUGAUUCUGUACUUCCAGCCGAGUGUUUUCCGCUGUAUCCUGCUGCGAUGGGUUCGUCUGCUCGGGUUUGCCACGGUCUAUGGAACGGUCACCCUCAAACUCUACAGGGUUCUCAAGGUGUUCCUGUCACGUACAGCCCAACGGAUCCCCUACAUGACCAGCUGGAGAGUGUUACGUCUACUGUGCAUCAUCCUGCUGAUUGUUUUAUGGUUCGCAAUAGCCUGGACCGCCGCUGUUUGUCAGAAUCCAAACAGACAUCUCGCUCUCAUCAGUGUGGGCUUUACCACUGAUGGGCUACAGUUCAGCAUGUGUCUGCUGGACCGCUGGGACUACAUGAUUGCUGUGGCUGAGUUCCUGUUCCUUCUGUGGGGUGUGUAUCUAUGUUUUGCUGUGAGGACCGUCCCCUCAGCGUUUCAUGAGCCACGCUACAUGGCCAUCGCAGUGCACAAUGAGCUCAUCCUCUCUGCCAUAUUCCACAUUUUAAGGUUCACUCUAGCCCCUGAGCUUCACCCGGAUUGGAUGCUGAUGCUAUUCUUUGCUCAUACACACUUGACAGUGACUGUCACUUUGGGGUUGCUGCUUGUGCCAAAGUUCUUAUUUGCGGGUACACAACUAAGGGAUGACAUUGCUACAGAGGCCUAUGAAGAUGAAUUGGACAUGGGGCGGUCUGGGUCAUACCUGAAUAGCAGCAUCACAUCUGCUUGGAGUGAGCACAGUCUGGAUCCAGAAGAUAUUCGGACACCAGAGGAAAUGGGCCAGCUAAGUUCUAUUAAUGGCUGUGGCGUAAGGUCUUGCGACAGUCUUUGGGAAAAACGUACCAACGAAGAGCUGAAGAAACUCUACUCCCAGCUGGAGAUUUAUAAGAGGAAAAAGAUGCUGGCCAACAAUCCUCACCUGCAGAAGAAGCGCAGCUCUAAAAAGGGCCUAGGCCGCUCUCUCAUGCGCCGCAUCACUGAGAUUCCAGAGUCGAUGGGUCGCCAGUGUAGCCGUGAGGACAAGGACCUGGGUGAACAUGGGAGUAACCGCAACAGCAUCUGUGUCCUGAGAAAGAACCCAUUUGACCCCUCACACUCUGUUAAGCCUGCCAAAGACGAAUCCUUGAAGAGCAAAGUUUUCUCCCUUAAGAAGUCCCACAGCAGUUAUGACCAUGUUCGAGACCACAGUGAGGAUUCCAGCAGUUCGGCAACUGACAAGAUGGAAGUCGCAACCACAGAAGGCUCCCUCCUUGAAACCCUAAUGGGCAAAAAGCUGGUCAAAAAGUCCUCUGAGAAGAUUGAUGCAGCCAGUGAGUCAACAGAGUCAGUUCCCUUGGUGUGCAAGUCAGCUAGUGCUCACAACCUGACAGCUGAUAAGAAGCCUAUUCACCCUAGAACAUCCAUGCUGCAGAAAUCUCUAAGCGUUAUUGCCAGUGCCAAAGAGAAAACACUUGGUCUAACAGGAAAGGCCCAAACAGCAGAGGAUCCAACAAAGAAAGCUAAUCAAAAGAACAAGGAUGCCAAGACCCCAGCUGAAGCUGAAGAAAAUGAGGGUUAUCCAAAGAUGAUUGUCAGUCAAUCAGUGGAGUACAAGCAGACAGCUGCCAAAACCGGUAUAAUGAAGCCACAGAUGAGCGGAAGCCAGCCCUCCAUUUGCUCAGAAACAGCCAAGGGGAAAGAUCUGUAUGACCUUUCAGAGGUGUGCCCUUGGGAAUUGGAAGACUUGCCGACCCCCUCCGAAAACAAGGUCCAGAAACAUGUGUCUAUUGCCCCUGAGCAGACCACCACAGUCCAUGGAAGUAGCAACAAAGCGACAAAGUCACAACAGCAAAAGCAGAAAGGCACAGAGCAGUCACCCUCUGUGACCAGACGUCCAAACCAGAAAGUUGCCGAUAGAACAGACAUAUGUCCAUGGGAGGAAGGAAAUGAGGACCAUAGUCAGGCAAUGGGGCCAAAAUCUCACUCCAAUAGUAAGCCUGCCACGUCCCAACCCCAGGCAUCCGGAGAGGUCGCCAAGGUUCCAAAAGCUGAGGUCUGUCCAUGGGACUUUGAGGAAGUGUCGAGCAAGCCAAAGGACUCCGCUUGCUCCCCUGAUCAGAGCAGACCAAAAAAGGGCACCACACCAACUGAGAUCAAAGUCAAAAUAAGCUCCUCGCCUACUGAAGCCAAGGGCAAGGGUAAUACACCUACAGAGGGCAAAGUAAAGAGUGUUCUCUCCGAGCCUACUAAAUCCACAGGCAGCUCACUGCAGCCGGCCUCUAAAGCAGAUGUGUGUCCAUGGGACACUGAGACUGUCUCCGGUCCAAUCUCUGAAAAGACCCCUUGUUCCUCUCAGGUUUCUAAGACAAAGGAGACCCAUGCUAUAAAGAAGGGAACUUCCCCUGUCAGAAUAUUAGAGAUGGAAAGAGAGAACACAAAGGGUCCAGAUGAUGACAAAAUGAAAACGAACACAAAAGACAUGUUCACCUCUGGCAAGACAAAAGAAAGACCUGUCAGCCAGUCUAAACUGGCUGAGGUUUGUCCAUGGGAUGUUGAGAGUAGUCAGGAAAUUGUCUCAAUGGAAAAACAAAAAAGCCCAAAUGUUGCAUUAGCAAAAAACAAGCAAGCAGAUGUAUGCCCUUGGGAUUUUGAAGAUGCAGCAACUAGUAAAGAAGUCAACAGGAGCACCAGUGCAUCUACUGGCAAACAGAAAAGUUCAAAUUCCAAAGGCAGAGUUACUAGUGGUGUUAAAAUGUCAGAUGUCUGUCCUUGGGACUUUGAUGACCAAGCAUCAACAAAAAAGGCAUGACAAUUUACCCAAGUGAACCAUUAGUUAGUUCUCAUUAUAUGUGCUUUUUCUUUCAUAAAUACACCAUGGAAACUUUAAUAGAAUUUUUGGUGAUUUGGAGAAGAAAAUCAACAAGUCGCACAAGCUGCCUUUCUCUUCAACCUUUUGUUUUCCCUUUGUGUUUUUUGGAAUAAAAAGGAAAAAAAAAAAUACAAAAAUGCAACAAUUCACCAGGCAUUCCAGAUUCUAAAGUAUUGGUUGAACCUUUAAAUAGAAACGGUAGUUUACAAUUAUGCAACUCUUUAUGUGCAAUGUAAACAAGAUGCCUAUACUCACCACACGUAUACUCAUUAACAUUUAAACUAUCGUAACAGCUGCAUCUGUAGCCUCUCCUUGACUGUGGCUUCCACAAAAGAUUGUACAAGUUCCUGUUACAUAGGAGGGUGUGGACCAUGCAUGAAGUGUCAUGGAGUAAGCCUGAUCCAUUUCCUUGUUUUGUUUUGUUUUGUUUCAUACAUUAUCAUUUGGUUUGAGUAAAAAUGAUUUUUUGCCAAAGAUAGAGGUAAAAUCCAAUAAAUCUAAGAACUCAAACCUCAACAGCGUAAUAGAGACACUACAUUUGUACAGUGAGCCGAAUUCAUGCGGCUGCUAGAAAAUUAGCCUGUAGCACUUUAGUAAAGAACAUAUUUAGAAAGACAGAUGUAAACUGGUCAUAAAUCCAUUCAUAUUUUACCUUGUUUGUCUUUUUGGCCUUGCUGUUUUAUGCCGUUCCGCAGUGAGAUCAUAUGUGCACAUCUGCAACUUUUUUGUUUUUGUUUUCUUGACUAGAAAGAAAGCUAGUAAAAAAAUAAAUAAAUAAAAAAUAAACAUUUCCAAUGCUUCCAAAUUUGCUGAUAUAUUAUCCUGAAUGUGCCUAUUUAAAUAGUCCUGUACCAGUCUUACAUUGUAUUGGGAGAUGUGAAACCUUUGUCAUAGCCCAUGUUACAAAUAUAAUAUUGAAACACUUGAUGAAAAUCAGCAUCUUAUUUUUGAAAAUAAAUGAAGUUUAGUUUAUAUAUUAGCAAUGUUGCAAAAUUGUAAAUGCUUUUUGAAUGGGGUAUGCUAGGGGGGGGAAAAAGUUCACUACUCAGUUCAUGGGACCAUAGAUAUCGUUUCUCUCAGCGUAGGGCACAAUCAUUACGGUUUCUGCCUCUAAUGUUUUUGUCUUUUACGAUUAGAACACGUGAUAAUAUACAAAAUGUAUCAAAUUCCAGUCUAUCUCAUAUCAAAUUCUGACCCAAGCCUCAAUUACUUUAACAUGUACCUGUUAUCUUUAACAUUUAAUGAUGAUUACGUCAGUUUACAAAUAAAAAUAUUGCUCUUACUGUAUUGAUUUUUUUUUUUUUUUUUUUUUUUGGAAAUUGUAUCGAUUUCUUAGAAGAACAUUUUGAAACAUCCCCAGAGACCACUGAUGUGAAUUCAACAAUCUAUCUAAAUUACUGUUGGAAUGUUAACAUAUCUUGUAUGCCUUCUCAGCACAUGGUCAUUGGUAAUCUGUAAUGAUGUCAAGGUAAUGGUGUCAAAACACAUAAGGCAUGAACUGCUGUACAGUAUGAUGCCUAGUAAUGAAAUAUUCAUAUAAAUGUUGACAUAUUGCAAUUGCAAACGGUUUUGACCCAAUCCUACAGUAACUAAAUGGUUUUUUAAUGUAUUGACAGAUUCUUGUGUUUUGUAUGUGCGCACUAUGAAUUAGCAAGAAUACAGAAGAAAAGGUUAUACCAUGUAUAUAAGUUAUAUGAACCAAAGAGGUAAAAAAAAAAAGAAAGAAAGAAAAAAAAGUACCUAAAUAAAUAAUUCUUGACAUUCUGUGAAAGAAUCAAAUGAUGUCACGUUCCCAUCUCUCCACAGUGGGGUAAAUUUACCAAUGAUCUCUAGGUAUCUUCCCAUGCUAUAUUUACACUUCGGAUCAUUCCUGUUCUGCAGUACAUUUAGACUUUCAGGAAUGUGCUCUGGUCAAGCUUGACGUGAUUAAUUAUCAAUAAAUCUUAUAAAUUAUAACAUGAUUAUUUACUCAUUGUAAAUAAUCAUGAACAAGACAGAAAUUAUUUUAAAGAGGUUGAACUGGACAAAAAAAUGUAAGAUUGAUAUUAUCAUACCCAUUUCAAACAGCGUAGAAUGUUUUAAAGUAAGACAAGCUGACUAAUAUCACAAAACAAUGUGUGACCUGGCUUUAGUAUUUAAAGGAACAUCAUUGCUUUUUUUCAUUUUAGAAAUGCAUAGUAUCCAGGGAUAUGAAAAAAAAAAAAAAAAAAUGAAAUCCACUAAAUGUAAAUUGUAUUGCGAUACUUUAAUAAAAGAAAACCACACUCUUAGAAAAAAAGGUUUAAUGGGUUUCUAUAUAGAACCCUAGUGUUCUUGACUCAAUUUUAACGAACUUUUAAUGCCAAAAUGGAUCUAUGGAAACUGGAAAUGGAAAAUGGUUCUAUGUAAGGGGAAAUGCAUUAAAUAAUUGCAUAAUACUUUCAUGUUUAAUGGGUUAUUUCCAUUUUUUCUAGUGAUGAAGUAUGUUUACGAGCUAUUUAAUCAUAUUAAUAUUAAUAAAAUUGAAUUGAAAUAAAAAAUGACACCCCGAUGAUAGGACCCCCUAAAUUUAUGAAACCCUUUAAUGUUUCAUAUCGAACCUUUUCUUCUAAGAGCGCAACAAUAUUAUUUCCAUCUUUAAACAUUGUGAGUUUAAUGUUUUAUACAAACUCUACUGCAGAGUAGGAAUGACCCAGGUAGUAUUUUAUUGACUAAAAAUCAGUAAUUCCCAAAUUUCUGUAAUCUACUUAUAAUUUAGAACCCGGAAUUUCUGCUGUCCUCAUCAGGAUAUGGGCUCAUGGAUUUCUAGGUACACUAAAGGGAACUUUCAGCAACCUAUAGAUCUACUGCUCCUAAACUGUCUAGUCAUCUCAUACUCUGGUAAGAACAAUACAUUCUCCAGAGUCUGUUCUUAAUGUAUGCCUAGAUGGAUGUGUAAAAUUGACCAGCUUUGUUACAUAGAGAAUGUUUCUGGGAAUGGUUGUUGUAUCGUAGUGCAUCCCUCUAGUUUACAAGUUUUACUCAUCUGCAGGUCCUCGGUUGAUUUCUAUGUAGUAUGAUGUAAGCACUCAACUCAUGACCUGUUAAUGUUAAUGGUAACCUUGCCUAUUACAUUGUCUUAGUGCAAUGUUUAGUUCAGUUUUUGGAGUUUACAGAAGUGAUUAUUUAUCUAUUUAUGAAUUGAUUUUGGUUAUUUAGCUUGUUUACUUGGGCCCCUCGCGUGUCCCACCACUGUCACGUGUUGGGGGGACACUCCUACUACUUAAUGCGGUAUUGUCUUAGCUCUAACUCUCGUUGCUUCUGCAUGAUAAUGAGAAAUUAGUAAGACUGAUGUUUCACUGCCCUUGAUAGAACUUAAAAAAGAAUCUUUGAUCUUUUUUGGACUGUUAAAAGUUGUAUAGUGAGUGAAACUGUACCCUACCCACUGUAUUAUGUGCUUGUUAUAUUAAAUGCUCUAUGACAAGCUUAUAGCAUACACAUAUGGAGAUAUUUGGUAGAUUUAUAUUGUGUAAUAUUGUGAUAGCAUGUACAUAAAAAUACCUCCUCUGCAAUAAAUAUUUCUACAAAAAGCAA
This is a messenger RNA of Ctenopharyngodon idella (grass carp), 10609 nucleotides long. Its product is annotated as probable G-protein coupled receptor 158. Gene Ontology annotation, cellular component: membrane. The record is from RefSeq and is a predicted model, not a curated record. Gene Ontology annotation, molecular function: G protein-coupled receptor activity. NCBI's taxonomy places the organism in Eukaryota, Metazoa, Chordata, Actinopteri, Cypriniformes, Xenocyprididae. Gene Ontology annotation, biological process: G protein-coupled receptor signaling pathway. The coding region runs from base 3944 to 6997 and encodes 1017 amino acids. The transcript has 9 exons.